AUGGCUGAGAGGCACCGUCCCGGGCAGUUUGCGGGUGCAAAGGCCCUGCCUACCAGUCUUGUGCGCGACCACCGUGCCAAUCACUUGGUGUUUGGCCACCUCGGCCGGCUGACUUAUGUCUCUGCCAAUAAUCACGAUGACGGCCACGACGACGAUGUCGACGCCGAAGACAGAAAGGCAGCCGUUGGCAAGCUGCUCACGAACCGGUCUCCCGGAUUAGUGUACACAUUUCAAGAAGUCGCUCGCUUUCAGGAGUGGUACCCACCGACGGCGGUAGACGUCUCUAGUGUCCGUACAGCGCCGAAUUCGUAUCUGAACAAGCUUCUCGUAGAUGCCCCCGAGGCUCUGGAAGGGAUGGCAGGGCCGCUGUAUGCCGGUUUUCUCCAAGAGGCUCUGGAAUCUGAGCUAUAUCAGUCGCCUCGGACAAGACUGCCGCUUCUCUCGUAUGGCGAGAUCACAGACAUGAGCGGCCGCGAACCUGUCGCCCGCCCUGCACUGGCCAUGCCCACGGGCCAGUCGGGCAAUGCCCUGCGCAUCGUGCAGGCUCGGGCGGAGGACUGGGGCUGGAGCACCGACGGAAGCGCAACAAUGAAGCUGACCAACAUCGAUCCCGAGGACGAAGGCCACUGGUGCGACAACGCCCUGACGAUCAACCAGAUAAAGUUCACCACGGGCAGCACCGACUACGUCCACGGGACAAACAACAAUACAAAGCGGCCGCUGAGGUGGAUUCUCGUCCAGACAGCGGCCGAGACCAUCAUCUUCCAGCCGACGCUGCACGGCGUCCCCGUCCAGAAGAAGCAUUGUUCUUGCCAUGACGUCGUGCGCGGCCUGACGUACAUUACAGCGGACCCGUUUAUCCGCAUUGCGACUAGCAAGACUGGUGGCCGCGCCCACUGCGACGUGGCAUUCAACCCGGCCACCGAGACGAAUCCGCCGCAGAUUGCCAUUAUCGACGAGGGCGGACAGUGGACGAUCUGGAACAUUACGGGCAGCAGGCAUACACGCAAAACGGGUUUGCUGCCGUUUUUGCACACAAGGGGCACCGUUUCUCAUGAUCCUGCUGCAGGCCCGCCGGUCGUCACUCAAGAUCUUGGUCAUCUGCACAGAAUUCUUUGGCUGCCGAAAGUCGACGAGGAUGCGCCCCAGUCAAACACGCUCCUGGUCAACAAUGCAACGUCGGUCAGUACUACCGCCGUCGAAAAGCCGGACGGUGUCUUGCGCACGUGCAAUGCCGUGCACAGUAUCGGUGUGGAUAUUGUCCUCGAUGUCCAGGUGUCGCCGGUCAACACGGCCCAUGUUUUUGUUUUGACGACGACCAAUGUCUUUUGGCUCGACCUGUCGCCACUCCAAGCUGCACGAGCGUCGGGAGUCUCGUCAACGCCGUCAAAGUCGUCAAAAUCGCCAAAGCUGACGCAGCCUCUCCUCCUACUUUCCUGCCCCCACUUGCGAGGCCCUGACGAUAAAACGUUAAAGAUAUCUGUGGCCAAGGCCGAGUCGUAUCAGGGCAACGAUGUGGCUGUUGUACUGGUAUAUUCUAUGAAGCACCCCGAGGUAGCCGUUUUCUGGUUUCAGCAGUCCUCAGAUGGAGAGGAGUCGACAUUCCAGCAACAGGUCUUUCAGCUGGCCCGUCCACGCUUUGGUCCGCAUGGUGACAAGACGAAGUCCCGCCUUCGCGGCCAGCAGACGAUGGUUUUGCUCCCUAAAAUCGUCCAAAUACGCGGGACCAACCCGAAACACAUUGGACCGAUCGGAUGCGAAUACGCACAGAAGGGCGUGACUGUUUUGCAGAUACUGACACUGGGUGCCGACCUGAGUUUCUGGUCGUCUCUGUGUGUGAGCUCGUCGGGACCCAAGCCUGUGAGGCUGGCCCCUUUCCCUCCUGUCUUAAAAAGGAGACACUCGGAACGACAGGGCAAAACCGAAAAGAGGUGGAAGGCCGGCUCCAGAUAUCUUCGAAAAAGUUUUGUAGUCUCCGAUGGGAUUGAAGAGCACCUGCUCUGCACAGGUCCUUUGACCGGCCAGAACAGCCAGCGGGGACUGCCCGCAGGGAGCGCUUUUUACAUGGGCAACCGCUCUGGCCGACCCGUCGAGGUGUAUAACAUGGCUCGACUCUUCAAUCUCCUGAACAGACACAUGGACAAAGCUGCAAAGUCGGCUUACGAGGCGACCGACAUGGUCCGCGGGUUUCAGAAUCCAUCGCCGCUAGACAUUAUUCGGCAGAUUCUCGACAUUGCCACUGAGCAUGGAAGCUUUGCCUACACGACAUUGCUCAAUAUUUCCAACUACGACUACAUCCUAGAGUACGGGGCUGAUCUUACCGAUUACUCUUGGACGCGGCAGCUCGCAGAAGUCGAGAUUGGGCCGAUUGAAGAUAGCCGCGUGUCCAUUUCGAACCAGAUGCUAGAAGGAGAGGUCCGAAAUGGCGGCGCAUCGACCCUGUACGACACAAUGGCAGGGCUCUGUCUGAUUGACAAGGUGGGUGAUGGCCAGGGUCAUAACAGUGCCGAUGCACGCCGUCAGGGUCUUUUGGCCUUUGCGACUGUGCAGCUGUUCUUCUCGCAGAUCAGCAUGGUCGUUAUGCCACGCCAGAUGGCUAUGGGCGGAAGCGCGAGAACCACGCCAGGGGUUGAGGACGGCGGACUCAGCUCCGCUUCAACGCCUUACUCGGCCCACUUUCCCCGGUCCGACGCCGAGUCGCGCUUCCGCAACCACCUUUCGUCGUCGCCGGCGCUGUCGCAGCUGCGGGAACCACCAUCGUCUGCCCGCGGCGGAAUUCCAGCCUGGCUCCCGUCUUCGUCACAAGACGACGGUAAAGGCAGUGGCGGUGGCAGCGGCGGCGGUGUUGGUGGUAUCCUGCCAUCACUCGAGGGUGGCGACGAGGCCGAGGCGGACAGCAAUGGGCAAGUGUCGAUGGAGGAGGCGCAAGAAGAUCCUGUUGUGGCGCGCUUGCGUCAGUACGCCAAGUCCAUUCGGUCGGAGCCGACACGCAAAGAAGGCGAGCUGCGCUUGUUGUCGCACUGGCAGCUCGGCAGCGACCCAGAGCAGUUCCAGUGGGUGCCCUUGGGAGCGGCAGGUGAGGCCGAGGAAGAGUUGCGCCGCCGGGCGCAAGAGGCCCAGGAGCGGCGGCGCAGACGCAUGGAAAAACGGGCCAUACGGGACCGCGACCGGUUGCUGAUGUUAGGCGGCGGUCUGGGAGGAAGCAGCAUGUCGUCGCCCGCCGUGCCGCGCAUUCAGCCUAGCAGCCAGAUCUUGCCAAGCCAGAUUGUGUCGAGCCAGGUCAUUCCCGGCCAGAGCCAGAGCCAGAUGCACAACACCAUAAUGUCGAGCCAGGUGAUGCCGUCGUCGCAGCCUACCAUCCACAGAGGAGGACCGUUGAGUCAGCGGCCCAAGAAGAAGAAAAAGCCCAAAGUGGCACGCGGGUUCAAGUGA
Molecule: messenger RNA, 3432 nt
Organism: Sporothrix schenckii 1099-18
Lineage: Eukaryota; Fungi; Ascomycota; Sordariomycetes; Ophiostomatales; Ophiostomataceae
Exons: 3
Coding region: 1-3432 (1143 amino acids)
Biological process (GO): nucleolar large rRNA transcription by RNA polymerase I
Cellular component (GO): RNA polymerase I core factor complex
Molecular function (GO): RNA polymerase I transcription regulatory region sequence-specific DNA binding; RNA polymerase I general transcription initiation factor binding
Source: RefSeq, a predicted model, not a curated record